AGUGCUCAGUUGACCUUUUGAUGUCUUUGCAAAAUCUUUGUUGUUGCCUGGGUAAUUGCAGAAAGGGAACUCAGACAGUGUAUAGAGGAGAGGGCAAUAACUAUAGGCAUGACAUUCACAGUGAACAGAGUGAAGUAGACAAAAAAGCAAAAACAACGCCAAAAGAGAGGAGAAAAAAUGAAGAGAACUCAUAGCGAAUAACUCAUAAGAACUCAGCAAAUGUCACCAGAAGGUGUUAUGAUUGAAAUAUCUGCUAAUAGGGUAAUGUCACUGUAAGUAUGUGUUUGUUUUAGCUUUAGUCUGUCUUCUCUGGCAGGUGAGUUUGACAAAGUGAACUCUCUAAACACAACAUGCCUCAUCAGAGUAAAGCUCUUUGCAUGAGUAAAGCAACCUUUGCAUUUCCUCCAGACUCCCGAUACACAUUGCCAAGUUUUCACUGGCUAUUAUCGGUCUAUCUCUUCUCACAUUUUUUGUCUGAUAAAUACACACAUAUAGGCCUACACACCAGUUUGUAGUUGAAAUAGAAAAGCCUUUGGACAUUGGUUGGCUCAGUAGCAUGUCUGUCCAUCUGCCUUACGGUGACUCCGACGCACUCGGUGAGGUCAGCGUCCUUGAAAAGCCCAGGCUGGCUAAAUACACGGUUGGCAAAACGACCUAUUACGCUCCGGCUAUCACAACAUUUCUGUGGAAAAAUGAUAAGCCUGCGCACCAGGUGUAGAGAAACUGCUUCAAUGAACAACAGAGGAAAUAAGCAUUUCAGAGUGUAUUGUCCUCAGGGUCUGAAAGACAUUGGGUGGGAUCACAUGCUCCCAGUAUAAGAUCAUAGAAAAGUGGGAUCACAUGACUUCAUUGGAGACGUAUGGCAGUGCAGCAGUAUGUAUGUUAUCAAAAGUUAGUCACAGGUCAGAAAGGACUGGCGCGUUGUGAAACACUGUUGGUUAUGAGAAGCUGCAGCCACUCGGCCAAUUGGCAGGUCCCCAGAUGUGUGUGGAGGUUGCUUUCUGGUGGGCGGUGUGCUGGAGAGGCCUCAUCCUGUGGGCAGUGGGGCUAGUGUCAGUAGCCGACUCCCUGUGGCCCUGCCCCCUGCGCUGCGAUUGCUACUCCGAGGUGCUGAUGGUCAACUGCUCGUGGCGCCACCUAGCGUCCGUGCCCGAGGGAAUCUCCGGAGACUCGCAGCGGCUCGACCUCUCUCAUAACCGCCUCAAGGCCCUCGGCCGCCGGCAGUUCUCGGGGCUCGGGCAGCUGCGGGAGCUGGACCUGAGCGACAACAUCCUGACCAUGAUCGAGGUGGAGGCGUUCCUGGGGCUCCAGAACCUGCUCACGCUGCGGAUGUUCCGCAACCGGCUAAAGAUCAUCACCGUGGGGGUCUUCUCCGGGCUGCCCAGCCUGCGGCUGCUGGACAUCAGCGAGAACGAGAUCCUCGUCUUCCUGGACUACACCUUCCGCGAGCUGGCGCACCUACAGCAGAUGGAGGCCAGCGAGAACGACCUGGUCUUCAUCUCCCAGCGCGCCUUCGUUGGGCUGGCCAAUCUCCAGGAGCUCAACAUCGACCGCUGCAACUUGACCGCCAUCCCUACAGACGCACUCUCGCAGCUGAGCGGCCUGGUCAGGCUGCGGCUCAAACGCCUGGGCAUCACUGCCUUGCCCAACAACUCCUUCCGUCGCCUGGGGCGCCUGAGGGAACUCGAGGUGUCCCACUGCCCCUGGUUGGAGUCCUUGGCAGGGAAUAGCCUUUUUGGCCUGAACCUGACCUCUCUAACAUUGAGUCACUGUAAUCUAAGUACGUUUCCCUAUGCCGCCCUCCAUCACCUGGUCUACCUUCGCUAUCUAGACCUUUCAUACAACCCCAUUACCUCCAUUCAAGGUAAACUACUGGGUGACCUGUUGAGGCUGCAGGAGCUGCACCUGGUUGGGGGCAGUCUGCUUCAGGUCGAGCUGCUGGCUUUCCAUGGCCUCGCUUAUCUCCGCCUCCUAAACAUCUCCUCCAAUCAGCUUGUGACGCUCGAGGAGGGGGCCUUCCAUUCGGUGGGCAACCUCGAGGUCCUAAGGCUGGACGAGAACCCGUUGGCGUGCGACUGCCGUCUGCUGUGGGUGAUGCGUCGCCGGCUGCGCUUGGACUUCGACGCCAACCCGCCGACCUGCAACGCGCCCAUCCAGGUGCAAGGAAGGUCCUUCCAGGACUUCACGGAGUCCGAGAUGCCUGGACUCUUCACGUGCCGGCCGCCUCGGAUCUUGAGCCGUAAGCCACAGGAGGUGAGAGUGGAGGAGGGACACACCGUGCCGUUACUCUGCAAGGCAGAUGGAGACCCCACCCCCUCCAUUUCCUGGCUCAGCCCCAAACACACCAAGCUCUCUCCGACGGGUCGGAUACGCAUUCUCCCCGAUGGUUCUCUGGAGGUGCGAUAUGCCCAGGUGCAUGACAGCGGCACUUAUCUGUGCGUGGCGUCGAACGCGGCCGGAAACGACACGUUUCCCGUGAGCUUGCGUGUCCGUGGCUUCCCGUCCUCCGGUCGCAACCGCUCCGCCUCGUACUUCCUGGAUGGAUGGAGCCUGGUGACGGCACCGACCGCUGUCAAUGGCUCGUCGCAGCAGACCAAACCAUACCCGUUCGACGCCAAGACGCUGGUGAUCGCCGUGACCAUGGGCUUCCUGUCGUUUCUCAGCUCCGUGGCCAUCUGCUUCGUGUUCAUGCUCUUCUGGAGUCAGAGCAAGGGCCAGAUCAAGCACACCGCCACCAUCGACUUUGUGCCGCGCUCCUCAGGGGGUGGCGGUGGUGGCGGUGGAGGUGCAGAACCCAGCAAGUUCACUAUGAAGCUCAUCUGAGGGGGAUGAUUCUGAUGCUGAUUCUGCACUGGGCAUGUCUGACAAGGCGGAAAAAAGAGGACGAGAACGAGAACGUCCCAGUUGGUUCUUUUGGAGAGGAAGAUGAAUAUGAUCAGACAUCGAUCAGAAACAUAAAAAGCUUGGGUGGUAGUGUCGCCACCUGGCAAUCGGUUGGCCUGGGUUUGAUACCCAAACCCACCAUUGCGAAUCCAUGUUGCUUUGGGUAAAAGCGUCUGCUAAAUACCUAAACACCAGUCACCUUUACCUUUCAAAAGAGAUAGUGUGUGUGUGUGGCAAUGCACUGGCCAGUGGUUUCCAUAAAGCAUCCAUGGACCACAGGAGACCAUAACAUUCAUUCAUUGCGCUGGUUAUGAGCUUAAGAGUCCAUACUGCAUGUCCAUGAGUUAAGCUGGAGGGCUCUACAUAUGUCUGCCUCGCUCUCCAAAUGAGUUAAAGGCUCAGCUCUGAGUGAGAAAAAAAACCUCUGUUGUUCGGAAAACCCCUGAUAUGUCUCUGAUCAUGGGGAGGAUAAUAAAUGCCUUGGUGAUCACGUGACCCAAGCAGUCUGAGAUCCCAUUGGAGGAAACUGUGCCACAGUCGGAGCUCUCAAUGGGGUUUAGUGUCUAUUUGUUUUGCCCAGUGCGUUUUUUAUUAUGGCAGACAUGCACUUCCACAGCCACUGGAUGAUGAGAUUAAAGAUUGGAUUUAGAUCCUAGGACUUUUAUGUAUGGAACCGCUCAUCUCAAAACAGGACUGGAAGUGUCAUUCACGUUUUUUUGAAUGAAGUCACAUGUACAUGGUUUGUUGUGACAAAAAUAGUCUCAACAGGGAAAAAAAAAACAUUUCCCUUUUCAAAUCACGUGGAGGGAAUUGAGAAGCACCAGAUUCUUGAGCUUGUUGACAGACAGCUGCAGCAAUACAAAAUAAACUCUGUGUUCAUUUAGAUUGUAUUGUCCACUGAUUGUCCAAUGAUAUACGCGUAUACCUUACAUCUUCCAGUAUAACAUUUUCAUUUGGAUCAAAAUGGUUCUCUUUCUCUAAACACA
Messenger RNA from Alosa sapidissima (American shad), 3869 nucleotides. RefSeq names its product leucine rich repeat and Ig domain containing 4a (gene lingo4a). Gene Ontology annotation, molecular function: protein binding. The coding region runs from base 982 to 2823 and encodes 613 amino acids. The transcript has 3 exons. The record is from RefSeq and is a predicted model, not a curated record. Lineage: Eukaryota; Metazoa; Chordata; Actinopteri; Clupeiformes; Clupeidae.